Messenger RNA from Nannospalax galili (Upper Galilee mountains blind mole rat), 1118 nucleotides. It is a transcript of the gene Mpg, whose product is annotated as N-methylpurine DNA glycosylase. The record is from RefSeq and is a predicted model, not a curated record. Gene Ontology annotation, molecular function: DNA binding; alkylbase DNA N-glycosylase activity. The transcript has 4 exons. Gene Ontology annotation, biological process: base-excision repair. NCBI's taxonomy places the organism in Eukaryota, Metazoa, Chordata, Mammalia, Rodentia, Spalacidae. Bases 35 to 1096 code for a protein of 353 amino acids.
CUCCGCCCCCCCCACACCCAUCCCGCGCUUCCGGAUGCCGAGUAGGUCCCGCAGCGGCGCCUCAAAGGGCGCGCGUGGCGGAGCCCGGAUGAAAGCGUCUGUCGAUACCCGGGCCCGAAAACCGGUGACCGUGACCCCGCCUGCCGACACCGACCAGCCUCCGUUUCCUGGACGGGCCCGCCAACCGGGGGAUGCCGGAGCAGGGUUCCGAGUGGCCGGAUAUCGUGAGGCCCACCAGAAGCCAGCCUCGCUUUCCCGAAAGAUUGGGCCAAAAAAGCAGCGACUGACAGAGCCAGAGCAGCAACAGAUCCCACCAGGCACAGGCUGGAUGCCUUCCCCUAAAGAGAGACCACCCUCAACCCUGGGUGUUCAGCGCAGCAUCUAUUUCUCCAGCCCAGAGGGCCACCCUACCCGAUUGGGGCCAGAGUUCUUUGACCAGCCAGCAGUCACCCUGGCCCGGGCAUUUCUGGGACAGGUCCUUGUCCGGCGACUUACUGAUGGAACAGAACUCCGUGGGCGCAUUGUGGAGACUGAGGCAUACUUGGGACCAGAAGAUGAAGCUGCUCACUCAAGGGGUGGCCGGCAGACUCCCCGAAACCGUGGCAUGUUCAUGAAACCUGGGACCCUGUAUGUGUACAUCAUCUAUGGCAUGUACUUCUGCUUGAAUGUCUCCAGCCAAGGGGAUGGGGCUUGUGUCCUGCUUCGAGCACUAGAGCCCAUGGAGGGUCUGGAGACCAUGCGACAGCUUCGCAGCACCCUCCGGAAAAGCAGUGUUGGCCGUGCCCUCAAGGACCGUGAGCUCUGUAAUGGUCCCUCAAAGCUGUGCCAGGCCCUAGCCAUUGACAAAAGCUUUGACCAGCGAGACCUGACUCAGGAUGAGGCUGUGUGGCUGGAGUGUGGCAGCCAUACAGGGCUGGGGCCCAGUGAGCUAGCUGUGGUGACAGCAGCCCGAGUGGGCAUUGGCUAUGCAGGGGAGUGGACCCAGAAGCCCCUGCGCUUCUAUAUCCAGGGUAGCCCGUGGGUUAGUGUAACAGAUAGAGUAGCUGAGCAAACAGCCUGCUCUGACAAGCUUUUUAAUUGUUUAAACACAGAAUAAAUAUCUUGUUUGUAGGGAAUUA